Molecule: messenger RNA, 1166 nt
Organism: Moneuplotes crassus
Lineage: Eukaryota; Ciliophora; Spirotrichea; Euplotida; Euplotidae
Source: the annotation of a GenBank genome assembly
UUUUAAUUAAGAAAGGAAUGUUGUAUAAGGCAUUUGUUGUGUUAUUAAUGUGACUCCCUUGUAUCUGAUUUGCGAUACUACCUGAGGUUAACAGAUACUUGAGUUCUUCAAGCUCUUCUGAUUGAAGAACUUGAGUUGAUAAUAACUCUUUGAAUUGGUGAACUAACUCAGGAAAUGAGCCAGAAAUAGGUGAAUGAUGCAGUUCAGGCGACUCCACAGGCUAUUGUUCAGGAAGUAGCUAUGUUUGAUCAAAUUCAAGCAAGAUCUCUGGAGAUAAUGCAGAGUUAAUGCUCUGUCCUAUUGACACAGGCUAUUGUGGGACUAGAGUCAGAUAUUUUGGAGGUCUUGGUACUGCAACCCCCAUUCAAGUCUCAGACGUGCCCAGUAACUCAUUGUGCGCCUAUCGAAUUUAUACUAGUGGGGAUAGUGUAGGAAAUGUAGAAGUUGCUGUCAGCGAACUGAGCAGUGGCUCUAUUACAGUGCUGAGAGGGAAGAAGAACGAAAAUGAGUAUAUUUAUAGCAGACGUAUGUUUAAAGGCAAUUCUAAGAACUUUACUAUGAAUGAAGACAAUAAUGUUUACAUUGUGUUCGUACCUUCAGCAGUCUCGAAUAAUGCAACUAUCAGACUUACUUCUUAUAGAGGCCCGCUAACGACUGCUGAGGUUAUUGCCAUUCUGGCUAUUGUAGGAAGCAUUUUAUUUUGUUGAUUCCUUGGUAUUGGCAUUGUGUUAUGGAAAUGUGUGUUCAAAAAGAGGAAGAACCAAGGCCACGUACACCAUCCGACACCACCUCCAGCCCCCACCAUCCCUGCUCCACCCCCAAUCAUCGAAACCCCAAUCAUCGAAGCCCCACCUCCUAUGCAACCUUCCAUCAUCGAGACCUCCCAGCGCUUCCCCCCUCCAGAUCCAAUCUACGACCAGCCAGUCUACGACCAGCCAGUUUACGGCCAUCCAGCCGCCUUCCCCAGCCAGCCAGGCCCACUAUACGGGCAGCCACAGUACGUUGACUCAGGAAUGGGAUCAAUGAAUCCGUACUUAAUGGCUCCUGAUGUGAGCUUGCCUCCGAUUACAGCACCUAUGGGACCAGGAGGUGACCCCUCUGCGCCUGUAAGCAAGCCUGAGGCUGUAUAGUAACAGGAGGGUUUUUGGAUUUUGAAAUUUUGAGAU